Molecule: messenger RNA, 497 nt
Organism: Scylla paramamosain (green mud crab)
Lineage: Eukaryota; Metazoa; Arthropoda; Malacostraca; Decapoda; Portunidae
Product: histone H3
Exons: 1
Coding region: 39-449 (136 amino acids)
Cellular component (GO): nucleosome
Molecular function (GO): protein heterodimerization activity; DNA binding; structural constituent of chromatin
Source: RefSeq, a predicted model, not a curated record
CAGCUGAGUGUUCGUUGUGAGUUGUUGUUACCACAACUAUGGCACGUACCAAGCAAACGGCUCGCAAGUCCACUGGUGGCAAGGCGCCCCGCAAGCAGCUUGCUACAAAGGCAGCUCGCAAGUCUGCUCCAGCCACUGGAGGUGUCAAGAAACCCCACCGUUACAGGCCUGGAACCGUUGCUCUCCGUGAGAUCCGCCGUUAUCAGAAGAGCACUGAGCUGCUUAUCAGGAAACUGCCUUUCCAGCGCCUGGUGCGUGAAAUUGCUCAGGAUUUCAAGACUGACCUCCGCUUCCAGUCCUCUGCUGUCAUGGCUCUCCAGGAAGCUUCCGAGGCUUACCUCGUGGGUCUGUUUGAGGAUACCAACCUGUGCGCCAUCCAUGCCAAGCGCGUGACUAUCAUGCCAAAGGACAUCCAACUGGCUCGUCGCAUCCGUGGCGAGCGUGCCUAAGAAGUCAUCCACGAAUGAUCUUCAUAACAGCAAUAUCUAGGCCCUUUU